UGCUGCUUCCGGGGUCUGUGCUUAGCCUCUCGGCCUGAAGCCCCCAGGGCCUCCAACGGUGGUAGCAUCUGUGCUUUAUCUCGAUUUGUGUUGUGCAUCCACUAGUAAGAUUUGUCCCAGGGUGUCAGGAAAGUCUAAGCGAGUUCACAAGGGCGUUAGGCUUCGCGUAAAGUCGGAUGUGAUAGAAAAGGAAGGCUGUGACCAACUGCCCGCUUGGGUGAGAUUUCCCCUAGGGUCAGCAGCGCCGCAUUGACAGCAGAAAGAGCAGCCUCCCACCCAUCACCACGUCAUCACUAUCGCCUCUCAACUUUCCUGUGUGCUCUGCUGUCUUCCCAAUUCUGGAAAAGUAUUUGGAACUAUGCUUUAGUUCAUUGUACAGACCCAUAAACAGUUGCAACGAACAACAUGCUGGUUGUGUUCUACCAAAACAGUGUGCUGAGGAGGGGCGGCAGAAUCUAAUAAUAAAUAGUUUGAAGAGGAAUAGUAGGUGAUGUCACACCAUUAUUUUGUGCAAGCCCUGAGUUGAAGAAUGAAUUGAAGAAUGGUUUAAUAGUGAGCCAAGGCCAGAAGAAAGGUGUUUAUGGGUGGAACCUUGGGAAAAUAGAAGAUGCCAUGCCUGUGAGAGGUGCUGGAGCCACAGUGUUGCAUAAAGCACAGUCACCCCCAUUCAAAAGGAGAAUCACUUGAAAUCACAUUGCUACUGGACCAUAAUUUCUAUAGGAAACCUUUUAUCCAUGCCGUGGGAUUAAUUUGGUUAACAGAACUUAUUUGAUUUCAGUGUCAACAAAAAGCAUUAGUUUACUGUUUGCCAAGGUUGUCAGCUCCUGUGAGGAUUUCUACAAAGAAUCACAGCAUCUGCACAAGACCAAGCUGUAGUAAGGACCGUUAUGCCCAAAUAGGCCCUUAAACGGAAGACCUGCUGAGCAGAGACCCACUUUCCUAGCCCUGCUCAACUGCGUCAGCUUUUCUGCCAACUGACCAGGCGGAAGCAGCAGCAGGGGAGGAGGGACUGCAGCCGCACCUCACCCUUUGGAGGCUCCAGCUAGCAAAACUUGGAUAUGAAAAGGAAGGAUUUCUGAAGGCUGAUUGAACAGCAUCUCAGGCAUGUUGAAAAAGAUGUUCUGAUCCCUAAAAUAAUGAGAGAAAAGGCCCGAGAGAGAUGUUCUGAACAAGUUCAAGAUUUUACCAAAUGUUGCAAGGCCUCUGGAGUGCUUAUGGUAGUAAAAUGCCGGAAAGAAAAUUCUGCACUGAAAGAAUGCCUAACUGCCUACUAUCAGGAUCCAGCCUUUUAUGAAGAAUGUAAACUGGAAUACCUGAAGGAAAGGGAAGAAUUCAGAAAAACUGGAAUUCCUACCAAGAAAAGACUACAGAAGCUUCCCACAAGCAUGUAGGCAAAUGUUCAAGUGAUACUCAUGGAAACCACAAUCACCUAAAAAGUUGGACUCAAGAAAGGGGUUUUGCUUUAUCCUAAAUUAUGGAAAUAUUAAAUUUUAUCGAUAAUAAAGAUUUAUAAAAAUUGCAGUGUUAAGCUUAUUAAAUGGAAUAGAAGUACAUACUGAAAUGGGGUAUGCUUGCCUAGUCAUUAUGGAUAUUUUAUUUUUCCAUGACUAUAGUUCUUCAACAGCGCUAGUGAUUUUUAGGGUUCCAUAUGGGUCUUAUUCUCUUCCAAUGGCUAGACUAACGGCUAAUCAUGAGAACCAGAAGUUACUAAAGGAAAGCAGGAAUAGACAACUUUUAAAGGUGUUAAUAAUUAGGCAGCAGAACAGUAUGGUUAUGAGCCAGAAUCCUUGUACCACUAUUAACCAUGCCACUGUAGAAAUUAAUCUCAUGCAGUUAUUGUGAGGAAUUGCAGGCUGGUCAGAAUGCACAUAGAAAAUGCCCGAGCCAUGUUAGAUGCUCUUGUUUUACUACUAGUAGUAAGGGCCUAUUUGGAAACGUACAUUAUCCAUCACUUAUUUUCCUGACACCUUUAAUGGAAUUUUGUGUUUAA
Talpa occidentalis (Iberian mole) is the source of this 1990-nucleotide messenger RNA. It is a transcript of the gene CMC1, whose product is annotated as C-X9-C motif containing 1. The record is from RefSeq and is a predicted model, not a curated record. Bases 1137 to 1391 code for a protein of 84 amino acids. Gene Ontology annotation, cellular component: mitochondrion. Lineage: Eukaryota; Metazoa; Chordata; Mammalia; Eulipotyphla; Talpidae. The transcript is spliced from 11 exons.